Molecule: messenger RNA, 1722 nt
Organism: Paramuricea clavata
Lineage: Eukaryota; Metazoa; Cnidaria; Anthozoa; Malacalcyonacea; Plexauridae
Source: the annotation of a GenBank genome assembly
AUGGAGGGUGAACAAAUGCGCUUGAUGAUAGACCCCAAUGCUGAACCGAAAGCCCACCACACACCAAUCCCAGUCCCACUACACUGGCAAUCAGAGGUUAAAGCUGGCCUUGACCAAGAUGUCGCGUUAGGUGUCCUAGAACCUGUCCCAGUCGGCGAGCCAGUGACUUGGUGCCACCGCAUGGUGGUGUGUGUGAAGAAAAACGGCAAACCCAGACGCACGGUUGAUUUCCAGGCACUUAACCUCCACGCUACCAGAGAGACCCACCACACCCAAAGUCCGUUUCACCAAGUACGCUCCACUCCCAGUGGCAAAAAGAAAUGUGUUUUCGAUUGCUGGAACGGAUAUCAUAGUGUUCCCUUGCACGAAUAUGAUCGCCAUCUUACUACGUUUAUCACCCCUUGGGGACGCUACCGAUACAAAACUGCACCACAAGGGUAUAUUGCAUCUGGCGAUGGGUAUAUACUCUAGACGCUUUGACGAGAUAAGACCAAAGUUAUUGAUGAUGCACUCGAUAUAUGUGGUGAUACGCUCGAUAUAUGUGGGCGUCAAGGAAUUAUCCUAAAUCCUGACAAGUUUGUGUUUGGCCAAGACAACGUUGAAUUCGCGGGCUUCCAGAUCACUCUCACCAAUGUCCGGCCGUGCGCACGAUACCUGGAUGCAAUCCGUAACUUCCCAACACCGACUAACAUCACCGACAUACGAUCUUGUUUGGUCUUAUCAACCAUGCAAGUAUCAUAUGAUCGACCCGCAUGCAACCAUUGCGCGAAGCCCUGAAGCCCGGUACACCCUUCAUCUGGAACGAGGAACUGAAUAACUUAUUCAACGAGUCAAAGACAGUCAUUGUUACCGAGAUUGAAGAUUAAGGCGUCCGUAUUUUCGACAAAUCUAAACCAACAUACAGACUGGUCGAAGAGUGGCAUCGGUUUCUGGCUGUUUCAAAAGCACUGUCAAUGCACAUCUACUGACCCUUUCUGUUGUCCCACAGGCUGGAAAACCACCUUCGUCGGCAGUCGUUUCACCCACGCAGCUGAAGCCCGAUACGCCCCAGUGGAAGGCGAGGCCCUUGCUGUGGCGGAUGCCCUCGACAAAGCACGAUUCUUCACCCUUGGCUGCGAGAAUCUGAUCAUUGCCGUGGAUCACAAGCCCCUACUCAAGUUAUUUGGCGAUCGUUCCCUCGACGAAAUCUCAAAUGCUCGACUCCGCAACCUAAAGGAGAAAACCUUACGAUACAGAUUCAGGAUGGUAACAUUCCCGGCGUGAAACACAAAGCCGCAGAUGCUGUAUCCCGCCACUCAACUGGUCCCAACAAUCCAGAGAAACUGUUAUUACCCGACGACGUCGCAAGCACAAGCAAGUCCACCAACCCACCCUACAUGGACCCAUAUAGACCUUCAUUCUUGACUGGGAUACGAUGCGCAGACCUCACCUCACCUCACCUCAGCUACUACCUCAUCGAGUAUCAAUGACGAACUUACUUCAUCUGCCUCCUCGGCACUGAAUGCUGUAGCAGUUACGUGGGAUAAUGUGAAACUGGCCACGACUAGUGACCCUGCUAUGCAUAUGCUAGCCUCAAUUAUUGAGUCAGAUUUCCCUGACCUCCGCCACGAAUUACCCAGAGAACUCCACGAAUACUUCCAGUUUCGCGAAAACCUAUACACAGUGGACGGUAUCAUCCUCGAUCUACAAAGAUCGUGCAGUGAUCCCACCGCUACUCCGUGA